AUGAUUUUGGGAAACUGUCCAUUCCCGUUGUAACUAUAGGUGGCACCACUGUUAUCAACACAGCAAAAGUGACUAGCUAACGAGAUGACGGUUGUUGUCAGAAUGAGAUGGUCUUGGGUACUCUGAUCCAGGGUUUUGUGGCCAAAGUGCAUGGCGGGUGCCGUCUUGUAGACUUUGGCUCGGGAUUCUCCAGCCAUGGGAUUCCAAUUUUUGAUGGAAGAGUUGGGAGUGGAGUGUCGCAGUGCGACCGUGGAGCUACCGGACCUGCUGAACAACCCGGUGGUGCGCCUGGUGGCGCAGAAGCACAAGCGGACAGCAGCGCAGGUCCUGCUGCGCUUCCUGGCCCAGCAGGACAUCAUUGCUAUUCCCAAGUCGACCAAGGCGGCGCGGAUCCAUGAGAACGGAGACAUCUUCAGCUUCCAGCUGGACGAGCUGGACGUGGCGGCGUUGAGCUCGCUGGACCAGGGCGGGUCGGACAGAACUUUCUGCAUGUUCAUGCUUCCUGGCGUCCGCGAUCAUCCGGAGGCUACCUUUUAAUUAUCGUUUCAGGGCAUUGAAAGGAGUGUUCCACGUUUGGGACAUAUUUCAGAAGCGUACUCCGGGUAAACCUCAGGACCAUUUGCGCGUAAUAAAAGCGUUAAGUAGUGUCACGGCAACGCCAAUGUUAUUGCAAACAAUGCUGUUAGCUAUUUUCGAUCCCAAAUUACGCUUCUAACGUGUUGUCACAUCACUACACUCCUCUGUUCCUUUUUAUCUUAUGGUGUAGUUCCAGUUCGCGACCACUGACGGUGGCAGCAUCUGUCGAUGGUGAUCAU
Pollicipes pollicipes is the source of this 815-nucleotide messenger RNA. RefSeq names its product aldose reductase-related protein 2. NCBI's taxonomy places the organism in Eukaryota, Metazoa, Arthropoda, Thecostraca, Pollicipedomorpha, Pollicipedidae. The record is from RefSeq and is a predicted model, not a curated record. The coding region runs from base 196 to 537 and encodes 113 amino acids. The transcript has a single exon.